Molecule: messenger RNA, 2942 nt
Organism: Pieris brassicae (large cabbage white)
Lineage: Eukaryota; Metazoa; Arthropoda; Insecta; Lepidoptera; Pieridae
Product: netrin receptor unc-5-like
Exons: 10
Coding region: 84-1694 (536 amino acids)
Source: RefSeq, a predicted model, not a curated record
CGGGUGGAUGUGUCGCUCGGUUUAUCAUUGUUUUUACGUUACGAAAUCUUAGUGAAAUGUGAUAGUGGUUAUAGUUAAUAGUGAUGUGUCAAAAAUAUGUGUUUAGAAUCAUUCUUGUGAUAAGUGUUUCAUAUGGAAAAGUUACUAAUGGAGGUACAGACCAAACGACGGAAAAAGAAACCCGACCGGAAUACAUUCAUCCAGACGGUCUUAUUAACUUUGAUCCUUACCUUUCGGACUUUAAGCAAGAAGUUGUUGAGGACGACUAUAUUCCCAUACCAGAAAACGACGAAACCGUUGAUGGCUUACCAAUCUUUUUACUCGAUCCAAAGAACUCAUACGUACAACGAACGAAGCCCGCAACCCUGGUUUGCAGGGCUGCGAACGCCUUACAAGUAUUCUUUAAAUGCAAUGAUGUGAGAAUAGAAAAAACUGUACAAUUCGAGCACGUGGACCCCCAGAAUGGUGUUAGGGUUGUCGAGGCCGAGUUAAAUGUAACGAGAAAUGAAAUAGAUGAAUAUUAUGGUGGCAAGUACAGUUGCGAUUGUUACGCGUGGAAUAGCAAAGGAAGGAUCCGAAGUCAGGCUGUUUUCAUUGAAUAUGCUUAUAUCAAGAAGCAGUUUGUCCAAUAUCCCCAAUCCGUCACUGUGGAGGCGGGAAAACAGGCCACCUUCCGCUGCAGCCCACCGCCUGCUGCGCCACCAGCUACCAUCAAAUGGUUGAGGAACGGCGUUCCGGUGGACGCCGCUGAUGAGAUGUUGGUUCUUCCGAAAGUUAAAUUACAGGACAUGGCUAACUACACGUGUAUAGCAGAGAACAUCGCUGGUAGAAGAGAGUCAGACAUGGCUGUGUUGUCCGUUUAUGUGAACGGAGGCUGGUCAGAGUGGUCUCCUUGGGUCCCGUGCCGAUGUGGAUCCCAGAGCAGUGGAAGGCGGAGAACCAGGACGUGUUCUGAACCAGCACCGGUUAAUGGGGGAGCGCCUUGUAGGGGUCAGUCCUCGCAGAGUGAUGACGACUGUCUGAAGUGCCAGAAUGGUUCCUGGUACCCCUGGAGUGCCUGGUCUACCUGCAGCGAGGACUGUGUCAGAGUCCGACGUCGGCAGUGUUCUGGAUCUUGUUUAACUGGCUCCACAAUGCAACACGCCGCGUGUGUUGACGGCUUGUGUUCUUCUGGUAUGCAUUUAUACAAAAAUAAUUUGACAAUGUACGUGGGUAUCGGAAUCACAAUAGCCAUGUUAUGUGCUGGAGGUGUCAUUUUGUAUGUAUGGUGCAAGUACAGGGCGCGACCUGGAUAUACUGCUGCAAGAGCUGGACUACCCAAAACCUACUCUCGGGACAAGGGAAGUACCGGACCAGACCUAACAAGAACGUGUAACGAAUACUGGAUGCAACGACCCGAUAACCAGUAUGACAUGCCACAGAUGAGGGACAGUUAUUCGUCGCCGUUCGGCAACCGCACUCAUCAUUCGAGUAACCACUACGAGAUGAAGCCCUACAGCCCCUCAGGUGACUCCGCAUCCAGUUGUUAUACCAACUCUAGAACAAUGACAUCACGAUCCAGCGAGUGUUCGUCACAACUGGCGGAAUUGGUGACGUCAUCGCCCUCGCUGUCAAAGGUCGAUGUUGCUGUCACCCUACCGCCUCACACCAUGGAGAGCUAUAGGGACAAAAUAUGUUUAACCAUAGUAAAAUAGAUUCAUAGAUAAAUGUGAACUCGUCUAUUUUAAUUGUACGUAAAAUUAUUGUUUUCUUUUAAAGAAAUGGGGAAAAUAAUUUUAUAUAAUUGAUAUUCAUUUUUGUAAGCUAAAGCCUCAGAAAUUUUCCUUUUGUAUUUAUGCUAAAUGCCAUUUUCAAUUUUUUCAUGAAAAAUUCUAAAUAAAUUUGAUAGGCAAGGCACUUGCGAGCCUUCUGCCCAUGGGCGGCGGUAUUAAUAUGAGGCGAACCACCUGUUUGCCUCAUUUUACAUAAAAAAUAUGACCGAACCAAAUAAAUUUUAAAUAAGUGUUUAUCAUUGCUUAAAACAGAAGUAGAAGUUUUGUACCUCGUGCCUAUCAUAACAUGGACUGAAGGAUGACGUGAUCUGCUGGAAAAAAGCAUUUUCAUUGACGAAACAGAUUUAUAAUAUAUUAGAAAACGUUUGUAAUAUUAUCAGAAUGACGUUCGUCACUAAAACCAACUGUUCCUGUCAUUUCCAUUUAAAAAUCUUGGAAUUAUAUACAACGGAUCAGUAGCUUUUUAAUUGUUAUUAUUUUAAUUUCGUAUAUAAUAUAAUAAUUAGGGUUUUUGUAUCCAAAUCUUUGUUAUAUCGUACUAAUAUACACAAUAGUACCUUGAUAUACGAGCAACCGAUUAAGCGAUAUUUUGCUUUGAGAUAAGCAAGAUUUGAGAUACGAGGAAUCGCAAACUAACACUAACAGUUUCUCCCACCUCAGAAUAGACUUUUGUUGGCUUUUUUCCCUCGAUUUCGAAGCAUUGUUGAUGGGUUCGCGGUUUUUGCUUUUUGUACAUUUACAAAACUUUGUAACGAAGAAGACUACUAAACUACUUACUAAAAACUCUUAACAACAACAACUGAGCUGUAGGAAUGGAUUGUCAUGUCAUUUCUAUUAAUAGGGAAAACUGUUUUUGAUAUACAAGAAUUAAUGAACCUCGUAUGUCGAGGUAGUUGUUGUAAGCAUUAUCCUUCCUAAUUUUUGUAUGAAUUUUGGCGUCUCUUAAAAUGUUUAAUUUAAUUUAUUGUUAAUCUUAAUUAGGGUUUUGUUAUUUUAAUAUUAGUUUAAUGUACAACGAAAGCUUAUUAAAUUGCUGCCUAAAUAAAUGCAUUUUUUUAAAGACUGAAUAUCGAGCUGAUGUCUGACGCUCUCCGCAUAAACGUUAAGACAAGCUUUUGUCAUUUAAAAAUUGUAGUGGAGGGCUUAAUAUACAAAAUGUUUCUAGUAGUG